This is a messenger RNA of Austrofundulus limnaeus, 1887 nucleotides long. RefSeq names its product nuclear factor, erythroid 2 (gene nfe2). Gene Ontology annotation, biological process: regulation of transcription by RNA polymerase II. Gene Ontology annotation, cellular component: nucleus. The transcript is spliced from 4 exons. The record is from RefSeq and is a predicted model, not a curated record. Lineage: Eukaryota; Metazoa; Chordata; Actinopteri; Cyprinodontiformes; Rivulidae. Bases 329 to 1792 code for a protein of 487 amino acids. Gene Ontology annotation, molecular function: DNA-binding transcription factor activity, RNA polymerase II-specific; RNA polymerase II cis-regulatory region sequence-specific DNA binding.
UCAGACCUCCGAGCUGUCUGGUUGAGGUAAAUUACCAGCAUUUAUUCUGUGCACAAGAGGCAAAAUUUCCCAAACAGUCAUCUGUCCUCAGUGUGUCUUUUAGAGCACGCUGUUUUCCCGCAGAUUGUCUUAUCAGGGCUUGGCAUAGCUGCACCCUGGAACAGCUGAUGGGAGGAGUCAACUCAACUGAAGUGAACCUUUGCUGAGCUCCAAAAAAGCUUUUGCAACAGACACUUAUUUAGCACCRACAACUUAAAAGAAAGAUAUUCCCUUUUUUUUAACGAGAUGCGCACAAAGGCUGACCUUUUGAAGCAAACUCCUCUUCUGAAUGUGUUCAACAGCCAACUUUGUUCUCCCUCUGAGGAGAACCUGUGAGGUAGUGGCGACUCCUGGCAGGCUGUGUGGAGUGUCCGUCCAGGCUAACUUUCCUGGAGUCAGGCCUCAUGGAGCUCCACAGGAAGCAGAGAUGGAUGCAGCGUGGCAGGAGCUGAUGGCCAUCACUGAGCUGCAGGAGUUUGGAGUCCAGAGCGAUGGCUCCUACGAAUCAACCCAGUUCCAAAACAUGCAGCUGAUGGCCCCUGCUGGAGAGUAUGAGAUGGUUCAGUCUCACCCUGAACCYCUUCCUGCUGCUUGUGAGCUGAGCGCUGCAAACACUUAUGAAGGAUGUUACUCUGAAGAGAUGCCCGCCUGUCAUCGAMUGGGCAGCAACACAGAAGUGACAUAUGGAAACUCAGAGUCCCAGGUGGAACAAAGAAUGUUCCCCAUCUCCUCUCACACUCAGUCAUCCCUCAUAAACAUGUCRGGUACCAGUCUGGGGCACAGGAGACCGAACGCCUGCCUCUCUCAGGGUUUAGGCCAGCACAUGCCAUGGACUACAGUCGGACAAAGUGCACCCAUUCGCUCAGCCGAUGACAUGGAGUCAGACUCUGGUCUCUCACUGGGAUCCAGUCCACCAUUGGCUUCCCCUGACAACCCUAUAGGAGGUGCACCAGGUUACCACAACAUGGACAUGGGCACAACAUACAGGGAUUGUGAACCAGACAAAAUGGCAGAGCACAACAGAAGGCCUCACAUCAAUUACCCAAUGGACUCUCACACCAAUUACCCAAUGGACUAYCAGAGCAAAGCUCACUUAUAUUUACACUCAGGUGGACAUUCAUCUCAUUAUUCACCUCAGUCUAGUUUAUCGCUCGCACAACCGUGUGGCACGACCCCCAGGUCAGCGAAACAGCCAGGUCUUGCAGUUCCUCCCUUGUACAAUGAAAUGGCCAGCAGAGGGAGCUCCCAGCGCAACAUGUUCUCCAAACCACAAUUAGGCCUUUCAACUCGGGCUCCACUGAGCAGGGAUGAGCGGAGGGCCCUAUCGUUGAAGAUCCCCUUCCCUAUGGAAAAGAUCAUCAAUCUGCCCGUGGAUGACUUCAACGAGCUGCUGACGCAGUACACUUUAACAGAUAAUCAACUUGCACUGGUUAGGGAUAUUAGACGGAGAGGGAAAAACAAAGUGGCAGCCCAAAACUGCAGGAAGAGAAAGCUGGAGAGUAUAAUUCACCUUGAACGUGAACUAAACCACCUACAGGUCCAAAGAGACCACCUGGUUCAGGAACGGCAUGAGUUCCAGCGCAGCUUGGCUUUUAUCAAAUGCCGCCUUUCAGAACUUUACAAGGAAGUAUUUUCUCACCUAAGAGACGAAGAUGGACAGCCUUACUCCACGGACGAGUAUUCGCUACAGCAAACACCGGACGGAAGAGUUUAYCUGGUACCUCAUUCUAUGGAAAAGAGUGAUCAAUUCUGAAAGUACUCCAGAAACUGUACUGCUCAUUUGUGCAAUCCAUGUAUGGUUCAUUCAGGCCCCCCCUCCAUUUUAAAAUAAAAAAAUAUAUAAUUUGG